AUACAGUUUUUGUUCUGCUGCUUAGAAACAGUGUGUCCAACAACAGAGUAACACAACAAUGACUUGAGCAGCUUCAACAAGCAGGGUUAUACGUUUUUUUGUUACAUUUCUUUCAGCCAACCCCCUUUUUUUGAUUAUUGUUGAAAUUAUCAUUUCAAAAUGUCCACUCCUCUUGGAUUUACAAACUUUUGGAUGUGCUUUGAAAUUGUUACAAUUGCCUGCAUGAUAGCUUCCCGUAAAACAGGUGGAACAUGUCACAGACUAAAGAGUUAGCUGUCCAGGCUUUAACCUUUACUUUACCUCAGACUGUUGCUUGGUAAUGCACAUAAAGGACAUGGGCAUGCUUAUAAACUCCUUGACUUUUCCUUAAGGGGAAAGGAAAAGACAACAUCUUAAAACCUUGUUGCAAACAAAAGUAUUACCAUAUUAACGAAAUUGUACAUUUUCAGUGCAUUUAUUAUUUCCUGAAAUUCAUAAGAUAAUUGAUUUUAGUAAAAACAACUUCAGUUCAUCGUGCCCUAAUGGCCCUUCAUAAUCCAUAUCACUGGGCUAUGCCAGCAAAAUCCAGGGUAAAGUAGCAGCCACUAGUGCCAGUAUAGUAAAUGCUGACAGUAAAACGAGCAGGCAUCGCGCAGUUGUGCAAAUCCUUCGCCUUCGCCUGCGCCGGGGUUGAACCACAGUCAUCACAACGCUGAGCGCAUCGUAUUCGGCCAUGGGUCGCCCUUGAGCGCUUAUGAUAAAGAUCUGAGAUGCGGUAUGGCUGGGGCUGAUCAACCUCUGUCGACGGAAUCGAUCAGACACUCCCUUAAAGCAGCGAGCAAUCCGGUUAACGUCUCCCGGUAAAGUGUCCCUGGAGUCGCCCCGCGCGCGCUGGACCUGUCUCGGAGGCGGAGGGAGAGGUACCUCGAGGGUCUGCCCUUCACCUGGAUCCUUGUCCGUCGUGACGGCCACGGGCGCUUCCUGUUGUUUCCUGAUGAAUGGUGCCCUGACAUGGAAAAAGAGAUGAUUCCCAAAUUUACGUCAAAGGAUGACGAAGUUGAUUACUGGAAGUCCCAAGCCCUCAAAUAUAAGAAAAGCUGCUAUGAUGCCCAGGAGGAGCUGCAGGAGUUCCAGGAAGGGAGCCGGGAGCUGGAAGCUGAGUUGGAGGCGCAGCUUUGCCAGGCUGAACACCGCCUUCGAGAUCUCCAAACUGAAAACGAGAGGCUGAAGAACGAGGUGUCCAACCUCAAGGAGAAGCUGGAGCAUCAGUACGCCCAGAGUUAUAAACAGGUUUCUAUGCUAGAGGACGACUUGGGCCAGACACGCAGCAUCAAGGAGCAGCUGCAGAAAUACGUCCGAGAGCUUGAGCAGGCCAACGAUGACCUGGAGAGAGCCAAAAGGGCAACAAUAGUGUCUCUUGAGGACUUCGAGGGCCGUUUAAACCAGGCCAUCGAGAGAAACGCCUUCCUGGAAAGUGAGCUGGACGAGAAGGAGUCUCUUUUAGAAUCCGUGCAGCGACUGAAAGAUGAAGCACGAGACCUGAGACAGGAGCUGGCAGUACGUGAGCGGACCACAGACAGGAUGUCAGCACCUAGCUCACCCACUUUAGACAUCGACAAGAUGGAUUCUGCAGUACAGGCCUCUUUAUCCCUCCCAGCAACACCCGUAGGAAAGAGCAUAGAGCACUCCUUCAUCAGCCCCAAAGCACUGACCAAUGGAUGUGGCAACUCAUCCCUCACGCCUUCUGCUAGAAUCUCAGCUCUUAAUAUUGUUGGCGAUCUCCUGAGGAAAGUUGGGGCUUUGGAGUCCAAAAUCGCCGCCUGCAGAAACUUUGCCAAAGACCAGGCAGCAAGAAAAAAUUACUCCAUAGACAACGACAAACUCAUCAACAGCAAUGCCACGAAGUUCUCUCAUUCUCUACACACCACUUACUUUGACAAAACGACUGUAAAUGGAUUGGACCCCAGCUCCCUGACCGCCAUUGCGACAUCCAGAGCCCUGUCUCCACCAGGCAUGCUGCCUCUGAGAAUGUGAGGUGUCCCAAACCACGUAAACCUCUACUGAAACUCCUAUUCACCCAACUCAAUGUGGGAACCGAGAGGACACUUGAAAGACCAUCACAUUGUGUGCUAGGUGUGUGUGUGUGUGUGUGUGUGUGUGCCCCCCCUGUUUGGGAUUGUGCAUUUUUGAAUGUGAUGUGUGGAAAGAGAGGCUUGACGAUACAAUGGAGCUGCGUCCAGUUUGCAGCGCGAAAUGCAUCUGUGAGUAGGUGCACAGUCAUUUGUGCAUAUGUUCCUACCACAUACUUGCAUGUGCCUAUAGCCGUACUGUACUGUGCUUGUAUGAAUGCCAUUGAAUGAAUGCCGAAGUGGCACCGUUAUAUAUUCUUGGUUCCAUCGUUCGAUGAAAGCUACUAUCCCUGACAAAAGGUCCUCAACAGACCACGGCUUCAUCCUUACCUUCUGUUCCUCCUGUAUUUUCACUAAAAUUGCACAGUUUAACUAUUUUCAAUUUUAGAAUGUAUUCUAUUUAAAAAAGGGAUGUGUUCAUAUGAAUUAAUUUAUCUCACAGUAUGCUUUAAAAUGCAAUAUUUCCUAUUUGCUAUUUUCUUGCAUGUGUGCAUAUGCACUGUGGGGUUGGAGAGGUGUAGCUGCACCCCAUAUGUUCAUGACGGAAGUGAAUGUUGAUCGUUCAAAGCCAUGUAGCCGUGACGCAGUCGUUCCUCUUGUUACUGGCUACUUGCUGUAUUUGGAAGUAGUCUCCGUGUUCGUGGUUGGAAAUAUCAGCUGGUCCUGUCCUCUGAGUUUGAACCUUAAACAAACGGCUCCUCAUCGGCUUUCUGCUGCAGUCGUGUGUUUUCCUCUGUGGACAUCCAUUCACAUUUCGAGGGAACAGUUUUGCCUUUUCCUCCUUUUUUUUUUUUUUUUUUUUUUUGAAUGUUUAAUAUAUAGAUUUUCUUUUUUACUGUUGUGACAGGCUCAUUUACCUCAUUCUGAUAUAAUGGCAACUAUCCACGAUGGAGUUGUUGUAUAGCUACAUUUGGCUUUAUAAAACUUUCACAAAAGGAUAGAAAACAAAACUGAUUGAAGGAUUCUUUUUGAGACUGUAUGUUAACUUUGGCUGGUUUAUGAAUUUAUGGUCCAUUUGUGUCAUGCAGCACAUUUGUUAUUGUGACCCUAAUGUUAAUUUGACUUGAUUCUUUGAUUUUUAGCUGAAUAUUGGCAAUGCAUUCACUUUUGACAUGUCAUAAUUUGGUCUGAAUCCGUUUUGCCCACACAUUUCUCAAUUUCCUAGAUCUUCGUGUCACCAUCUCAAAGCAAAAUUUGAAUUCUUCAGUAUUAUUUUUGUUUAGUAAUAUGAGAUGUCAUUGUGGGCCUGUUACUGACGUGUGUUCUACAGUCGGUGUAUAUAGCUUGUGAGGAUGGUAACUUUGCCUACCGUAUUUGUACAUACUGACAUUUGGCAUUAAGGUUCUAUUUAUUUCAGAUUCUGUAUGGCAUGUUCAGAUAAUGAAUGGUUAAAGCCAUUGUAUUAUAUCAAGUUGUUUGUCCAAAUUGUUUAAGCAAAUAAAGAUUGAGAUUACAAAUAUAUAUAUGGUGUCGUUUGUAAUUAAAGUGAUACAGCACCAUCUCCACUUAUUGGACAUUUUCCAAAGCUUUCACAUCCAUGUUGUGGCUUUCAUCAGUGGAUGGAGUUUGCUCCAUGAAUGGGUAAACAGUACUGGGUCAUUACACGGUCCACAGGAACUAUGGAAGAAUCUCCUGGUUUGUUUAAAUCUUGCGUAUUUUUGUCAUUUAUUCAUAAACCUUAUUUUCUCAAUUUUUCGGUGUUGCUUUCCUCUUAUUCCUAGCGUUGUUUGGCAGACCGCAAGCCCAACUUUUAGAUGCACUACCACCUACCGUACCGAAGUAUGUGGAACAGGAUCUAGUUUACAUUAUGUACCACACUUUCCAGUGUCAGUUUUUAACUAUAAAUAUAACUAUACGUUCUAUAAAAGUGCAUUGUUGUGUGGUGUUAAGACAUUGUUUUUGUCACACACUUAGAGAUAAAUGGCCUCAAUGAAUGACAUCUGCUCAGAAGAGGAAAGUUGUACAAACCAACAUGACAACAUCUUCUCUGUGCUAAAGUUCUGAGGUACGAUAUCAGCUGCGUUAUGUUUAAUGUUGUUUGAAUAUUUUAAAGUGGCAUCUUUGGCUUUGUUAUUAACUUCUUGAAAUUAUAGGAUGUGGAUAUUCAGACAUCGUUCAGAGUGAUUACACUUAUCGAUUGUUCUAUCUCGAGUAGCGGUGUAUGAAAAACAAAAACCCUUCUGAGUAUUUGCCCUCUGACCCCAUGUGCGCAUGUACCAUGUGCUAUUAUUUUAUGUCCAAGGCAAAUAAUGAAACUUUAAGCUCAAAGAUGAUAUAAGCUCGCUGUACUUUUAUAUCAAC
Anarrhichthys ocellatus (wolf-eel) is the source of this 4409-nucleotide messenger RNA. RefSeq names its product nudE neurodevelopment protein 1-like 1b (gene ndel1b). Gene Ontology annotation, molecular function: microtubule binding. The transcript has 9 exons. Gene Ontology annotation, cellular component: kinesin complex; kinetochore; centrosome. Bases 991 to 2013 code for a protein of 340 amino acids. The record is from RefSeq and is a predicted model, not a curated record. Lineage: Eukaryota; Metazoa; Chordata; Actinopteri; Perciformes; Anarhichadidae. Gene Ontology annotation, biological process: centrosome localization; mitotic centrosome separation; cell migration.